This is a messenger RNA of Tinamus guttatus (white-throated tinamou), 2355 nucleotides long. It is a transcript of the gene ELAC2, whose product is annotated as elaC ribonuclease Z 2. The record is from RefSeq and is a predicted model, not a curated record. NCBI's taxonomy places the organism in Eukaryota, Metazoa, Chordata, Aves, Tinamiformes, Tinamidae. Gene Ontology annotation, cellular component: mitochondrion. Gene Ontology annotation, biological process: mitochondrial tRNA 3'-end processing. Gene Ontology annotation, molecular function: 3'-tRNA processing endoribonuclease activity.
GCCGCCGUCUACGUGUUCUCCGAGUUCAACCGGUACCUCUUCAACUGCGGCGAGGGCACCCAGCGGGCCAUGCAGGAGCACAAGCUGAAGAUCUCGCACUUGGACAGCAUCUUCCUCAGCCGCGUGGCCUGGCCCAACGUCGGAGGGCUGCCAGGCAUGAUUCUCACAUUAAAGGCCAUCGGGCUUCAAAGAUGUGUUUUCUUAGGGCCCCCAAAGCUGCAAAGCUACUUGAAAGCCAUUCGGCUAUUUCCUGGACCUUUGAAGAGGAUGGACUUAGCUGUACAGUUGCACACAGAGCCCGAGUAUAAGGAUGAGACUAUGACAGUCCACCAAAUACCUCUAAUAGGAAAGCCACUAGCUGCUGAAACCAUGUUGCCUCGGAGUCCUGGAAUGUCAGCCCAAGGUGGAGAUAGCCCAAAAGAUGGUCCAGGGCCUGGCUCCCCAAAAGAUGGUCCAGGGCCUGGCUCCCCAAAAGCUGCACAACGAAGUCCAAAGGAGGGCAAGGAAAAAGAAACCCCCAGAAAAGCAUGUGACAAAGAGAAGAGUGGUGGCAAGCAUCCUGACAUGGUGAUGGCUUUCCUUUGUAAAAUUCACCCAAAGAAAGGAAAAUUCUUAGUAACUAAAGCACAGGAGCUAGGCCUGCCAGUGGGAACUCCAGCUAUUCAACCCAUAAUCACAGCUCUAAAAAAUGGGGAGAGCAUCACUUUUGAAGGCAGAGAGCUCUUGCCUGAAGAACUAUGUACCCCUACCGAUCCUGGCCCAGUGUUCAUUGUCCUGGAGUGUCCCCACGAGGGCUUUGUGGAUGCUGUCUGUGAAAAUGAAACCUUCCGAAGGUACCAGGAAGGACUUCCUGAAAACCAGGUAGCCUUAGUCAUUCACAUGACUCCAGAGUCAGUGCUUCGGGACAGCCGCUACCAGCAGUGGCUGGAAAGAUUUGGACAUGGAACUCAGCACUUGGUACUCAAUGAAAACUCUGCUGCGGUGCAUAACCCACGUAGCUACAAGAUCCAAACCCAGCUGAACCUUAUCCACCCAGAGAUCUUCCCUCUGCUCACCAGCUACCAGAGCAAGGAAGAGGCUGCUGCCUGUAGUGUGCCUGUUGUCCGAGGAGAAUGCCUCCUGAAGUACCACUUGAGACCCAAGCAGGAGUGGCAGAGGGAUGCUGUGACUGUCUGUGAUCAUGAUGCAUUUGUAAGUGAAGCCCUAGAUCUCCCUGACUUCCAGGAUCGUGUGAAGGAGUGCAAAGAGAGCCUGCCUGCUGUCCCAGAAAAUAUGGAUGCUUAUCCAGAAAUUGUGUUCUUGGGAACAGGUUCUGCAAUUCCAAUGAAAAUCCGAAAUGUCAGUUCCACACUGGUAAAUACUAGCUCUACCCGAUCCGUGCUCUUGGACUGUGGGGAAGGAACCUUUGGACAGCUCUGUCGUCACUAUGGAGAGCAAGUUGACCAAGUGCUGUGUAACUUGGCAGCUGUGUUUGUUUCUCACAUGCAUACUGAUCACCACUCGGGCUUGUUGAACAUCCUGAUGCAGAGGCGAAGAGCUCUUGCAUCGCUUGGUCGGGUAUUUAGCCCUCUGUUUCUGGUAGCACCCGAACAGAUCAUGCCUUGGCUACAUGAGUACCACAACCACUGUGAAGAAAUUCUUGGAGACAUUAAAAUGAUUACUUCUCAGUCUCUCGUGAAGGGCUGUGAGAACAUCACAUCUAAAGCCAAGGUUGUCAGCUCUCUUUUGGAGAGCUAUGACUUGGCUGAGUUUCAGACUUGUGAAGUCCAGCACUGUAAAAAUGCUUUCGCUUGUUCAAUGGUCCACAAAUCUGGCUGGAAAGUAGUCUAUUCUGGAGAUACAAUGCCCUGCAUGGCCUUAGUAAAAAUGGGAAAAGAUGCUACGCUCCUGAUCCAUGAAGCGACACUGGAGGAUGGCAUGGAAAAAGAAGCCAUAGAGAAAACACACAGCACAACCUCUCAGGCAAUUCAAACGGGGAUGAAGAUGAAUGCAGAGUUCAUCAUGCUCAACCACUUCAGUCAGAGAUAUGCCAAGAUCCCACUAUUCAGUGAAGACUUCAGUGAGAAAGUUGGAAUUGCGUUUGAUCAUAUGAGGGUGCGGUUUGGUGACUUUCCAGUCAUCCCAAAGCUGAUCCCACCUCUGAAGGCUUUGUUUGCAGAUGACAUUGUAGAAAUGGAGGAGAGGAAGGAAAAACGGGAGCUGCGCCUUCUGAAGGCGGCCUCUCUGAUCUUGGACAAACUGACUGAUAGUGAGAAUGAAGAGACACCAAGCCAAAAAAGGAAACAUGCCAAGAACCACCAGGAAGUACCAAACAAGAAGCUUAAAACAGUGAACUGAAACGACGUCAGGAAUGCU